GAUACUUUCCAACUAUAUCAUCGAUAUGAGGAGCCACGACGAGAACAAAAGGCCCGGUCGGUAUUGAGUGGGCCUGCUCUGCCGGCACUGGGCAAUGCUGUUGCUGGUGCGGUGGGGGCGGCGCUGUCGAAUGUGGCUACGUAUCCGUUGAGUUUGAUUGUUGCGAGGUUGCAGACGCAGAGGAAUAGAAAUAGGAGGUCGGGUGAGAAAGGGGAGAAGGGUGGGGAGGAAGGGGAGGAAUAUACGAGUGUUUUUGACGCAGCGCGCAAGAUCUACGCCCAGGAAGGGAUCGGGAGCUUUUAUACCGGUCUGGCGCAGGAUACGAUCAAGUCUGUGGCUGAUUCGUUUCUGUUCUUCCUGGCGUAUGAGUUCUUUCGACAGCGGAGGACCAGGGCUCGGUUUGGGAGUGGAAGGAGGAGCAAGCAUAAGGUUUUACCGGUGUUGGAUGAGUUGGUGGUUGGGGUGUUGGCGGGGGCGUUUGCCAAGUUGUUUACGACGCCGUUGGCGAAUAUUGUGGCCAGGAAGCAGACGGGCAAGACUUCUGAGGGGACGAGGGAUAUUGCGGCGAGGAUUAGGGCUGAGAAGGGGCUGAGGGGGUUUUGGUCCGGGUAUUCGGCUUCGUUGAUCCUCACGUUGAAUCCGUCGAUUACGUUCUUCUUGAAUGCCGUGUUGAAGUAUGCGUUGCUUCCACGGAAUCAGCGACAGAGGCCGUCUGCGAUGGCGACGUUUUUGCUGGCGGCGAUUAGCAAGUCGGUUGCUUCGUCGGUGACGUAUCCGAUUUCGAUGGCGAAGACAAGAGCGCAGGUCGCUGGGGAUCAAACGGAUGGGGACAAGAAGGAGGAGGAUGAGGGGAUUUCGUUGACCCCGGCGAUUAUUAGUAAUGUGGUGGCAAUUGCGCGCACCGAGGGUGUUGGUGCUCUUUAUGCUGGGCUUCCGGGCGAGGUUCUCAAGGGGUUCUUCUCACAUGGUUUCACGAUGUUGGCCAAGGAUGCGGUGUACUCGGCUAUCGUGAAGAGCUACUAUCUUCUGUUGAUGGCGCUUCGAAGGUAUCCGACGCCGGAGGAGCUGCUGCAGCGCACCCGUGAACAGGCGGAGGAAUAUGCAGAUGCUGCCCGUGAAGGUGCUCGUGAUCUAGUGGAGAGAACCCGGAGUGGCACCGAGGAGAUUCUGAGUCACCAGGCUGGCGGUGUGACGGUGGAUAUGACUUCAAGUGAUACUAGUACGGGCGCAGAGAUGGCGAGAUCGAAUGAGACGGCGGAGAUGGUGGGGGAUUAUGUCGAGGAGGAGGGAGACGCAAAGGAUUUGUAUCAUUGCUCAUCCCUCCAUCCCAGCAGCAUCCUCAUGUCGGCCGAACCACAUCUAAGUCCCGGUCUAGGGGACCUGGAGAAGGAACUCACCUGCUCGAUCUGCACAGAUUUGCUCUACCAACCUCUCACCCUCCUCGACUGUCUUCACACCUUCUGCGGCUCCUGUCUGAAAGAAUGGUUCUCUGCACAAGCUUCCCGUGCCCGGUCAUCUGUCCGCUUCACCUGUCCCUCCUGUCGAGCGGUCGUUCGCGAAACCCGCCCUAAUGCUACCGUCACAACGUUGCUGGAUAUGGUCCUGGCGGCGAGUCCCGACCGAGAUAAAUCGGCAGAGGAAAAGGAAGAGAUCGCACAGAAAUACAAACAUGGGGAUUCGGUGUUUCCUACACUGCCUUCGUCAGAACGUAGCGCUGCUGCGUCGGAUGAGGAAGAUCGGAGAUUGCUGGAAGAGGUUCGGGAACUCAGUCUCCAGGAAAGUCGGGCCCGGACGAGAGCUACCGGUCAUCGGUCAAGGCAGUCGUCCCGGACUCGUCGUACUGAGAGUACAGAUGUGGAUGGGUCACGACGACGACGAGAAGAGGAACGUGCUGCCCGACGACGGCCCGGGGACAAUGUUUCUGAGCGUACCAGACGCAUAGAACACCAGUCUAGUCUGCGGUCGUUGUUGAGUUUGUCGGAUACGGAGGCUAUCCAGGAGGAGAUUUUGCGGCAGAUCCUCGAAGAAGGGCUGCUGGAUGAUAUUGAUAUGGAUAAUCUUGGUCCGGCGCAGGAGGAAGAGCUUAGUGAACGCAUCGCUGAUGCUUAUCGGCGGAGGCAUAGGUUGCGGGCACGCUCGCAGCAACGGCUGGAGGCCCCAGAGACGCGACAGGCGUCCUCGAGGUCUCGUGCUCGGUCGCAGUCGGUGCAGAGACCCCAGGAAGCUUCUACACAGAAUGACUCGAGCCGGAACCCUCCUGUCUCGAGACCCUAUCUGCUUGACCCGCUGGUGUCGCGCAACGGGGCUUCUGGUCACCAGAGGCGAUUGUCGGAGCAGGGUAGCAGUCAACGACGGACAUCCCCUGUGCGUGCGAAUCCGGCGUCUUCGUCCGAGGUCACGCUGAGACCUGCGACACGGUCGUCCAGUGAUGUGGUCGCUGAACGUCCUCGGAAUUCGCAAGCUGCACGAGUCAGGAACGAUUCUUCUACGCCACGGUCUCGACGUGCAACAGCGUCUGAGCAGAACGUUCCGAAUAUCUGGGUGGAGGGCACUAGGGAACGUGCAAUUCGUCGCCCAGGGAGGUUGUCGAUCGAUUCCCCACGAGUGGUUGCAUCGCCUGAGCAGAGUACACGCACUGGUUCCUGGCCAGCAAGUCCUGGGGUACCUACACCUGCAACUGCACCUGCGACUAGUUCUCUGGCAGCAGAGGUCGGCUCAGGCAGAGAGCCACGGUCCCGACCAUCUUCGUCUCGAUCCAAUGCACCUCGAUCGACCACUUACAGGGAGCCGUCUAUAUCAUGCGACCAAUGCGGCAAGCCUGACAUCCAAUACGAUCUACACAAGAGAUGCCCCAAGUGCAAUGACGGUAAAUACCACCUCUGCGCGAGAUGCUAUCGCAUCGGCCGUGGGUGUCCCAACUGGGCAGGCUUCAGAGCAUCUGCAGAAGCGAGUUUUGAACGAAUCAUCGCUUCCUCGAGUGGUCAUUCUCAACCAGUGUCUGACUCUCAGCAACACAUCCUCCAAUCCUGCCAGUACCGCCGUGCCCCAGACACAGCCUACCGUUCGGACAGUAAUGGACGAACCGUGACCACUGACGACCCCUCCCACCGAAUGACAACCGGUUUCUUCUGCGACAGCUGCCAGUCCCCAGCUAAUGACUGCUACUGGAAAUGUAAUCAAUGCAAUGAAGGCGACUGGGGCUUCUGCAACCGCUGCGUAAAUCAAGGCCGGUGCUGCACACACGCUCUCCUUCCCAUCUGCCGCAUGACGCGCAGCCCGUCUUCCUCGCCAUCUCCAACUGCCACCAACAACUCCCCAUCUCGCUCUCCCGAAACAUACAAGAUCCUCUCUAUUGCUACGAACUGCGACAUCUGCGCCAAUCCGAUCCCAGACUCCACCCCCCGCUUCCACUGUCUUCAAUGCAACGACGGUGACUACGAUAUUUGCACCAACUGCUACCUCCGUCUUGUGGCGAUCGGCAAGAUCCGCAAAGAAAACGGCCACAAUGGCUGGCGCCGCUGCCUCAAGGGCCAUCGCAUGAUCGUCAGCGGAUUCGAAGAACACGAAGAUGGCCAACGUCGUGUCAUCGUCCGCGAUUUAGUUGGCGGCCGGGCCCUCAACGACGACCACCUGCAGCCCUCCCCGGCAGCCACCCCAGUCACCGCACACUUCUCUCCAAACCACAACGUUGCCUCUCCCGAAGUCGGAUCCGGCGACUGGAGCUGGAAAGAGGGCGCCGAGCGACGGAAAAAGGCCUCUCGCAUGCGACCCUGGACGAUUGGCGACCGCGACCGGGCCUCGGAACCAAGCACACCCAUCGCCAGUCCCUCCCCAUUCUCUCUAUCCACCCCGGCCCUUUCAUCGCAGAAUGCAUCAUCUACCACCCGUCGAUACCCCCCAGACGGCGGUGUCGGACUAAUCGUCCAUGCUCUGUGGUCCUGGUACCCCGAGGACGGCGUCAAAGACGAACUGAUGUUCCCACGAGGCGCAGAAAUCACCGAGGCAGAAAACAUCAACGACGAUUGGUACUGGGGAUGCUAUGCCGGGCUAACGGGACUAUUCCCGGGCGCACAUAUAUUCGUGGCCGGGGAGGUGGCGUAG
Molecule: messenger RNA, 4101 nt
Organism: Aspergillus sclerotioniger CBS 115572
Lineage: Eukaryota; Fungi; Ascomycota; Eurotiomycetes; Eurotiales; Aspergillaceae
Exons: 3
Molecular function (GO): metal ion binding; protein binding
Source: RefSeq, a predicted model, not a curated record